GGGAAAGGCUGCGGCUUUUGGGACGCGCGUUCUGGGCCUCGGCGGCCGCCGUUGCCGGUGGUGUGGUAGCGGCUGGCCGUACCCUCCGCCAUGAUCGUGGUGCUCCGAGUCCGCCGUGGCUCCUCGCUGCCCGGGAAACUGCGGGAUGCCGUCGCCGCCCGGUACCGGCGGUCGGUCGCCACCGGGAAUUCGAGCACUGGCACGGGGAAGAACAAAUACCGGGAAACGGUGCUGCUGCCCCGCACCGACUUCCCCAUGAGACCGAGCGGCCAGGAGCUGCUGGAAAAAGAGCUGCAGAUCCAGAGGGAAUGUGGGUUUUCAGACCUAUAUUCGUGGCAAAGAAACAGGAAAGGGAAGGAAUUUUGUGUUCACGAUGGCCCACCUUAUGCAAAUGGUGACCCUCACGUUGGUCAUGCCUUAAAUAAAAUAUUGAAGGAUAUCAUUAAUAGGUUUCAGGUGAUGAGAGGCUCCAGAGUUCACUUUGUACCAGGCUGGGAUUGUCAUGGGUUGCCUAUUGAACUUAGAGCUUUGGCAGAAUGUGGUGAAGAAGCGAAAACAUUUUCUCCAAUGGAGAUCAGACAAAAAGCCAGAGAAUUUGCAGAAAGAACAAUUGAGCGUCAACGAGCAGCAUUCAUUCGAUGGGGCGUGAUGGCCGAUUGGGAUAAUUGUUAUUAUACGUUUGACAAAGAGUAUGAAGCUAAACAGUUACAAGUUUUCCACAAAAUGUUUGAUGAGGGGUAUAUUUAUCAAGACUACAAACCUGUAUUUUGGUCUCCUUCUACAAGGACAGCCUUGGCUGAAGCUGAACUUGAAUACAAUCAGCAGCAUGUUAGUCGGUCGGCAUAUGUCAAGUUUCCUCUCAUAAAAGUCCCCCCCAAAUUAGCUUCAGCAUCAGGUAGAGUGUUUGUCACAAAUUUAGGAUUGUUCACUUUAGAAGUUUUGGCUCAGGCUCAGCCUGUUGGUGCAGCUCAUUGA
Messenger RNA from Rhincodon typus (whale shark), 975 nucleotides. RefSeq names its product isoleucine--tRNA ligase, mitochondrial-like. The record is from RefSeq and is a predicted model, not a curated record. NCBI's taxonomy places the organism in Eukaryota, Metazoa, Chordata, Chondrichthyes, Orectolobiformes, Rhincodontidae. Gene Ontology annotation, cellular component: cytosol. Gene Ontology annotation, molecular function: isoleucine-tRNA ligase activity; ATP binding. The transcript is spliced from 6 exons. Bases 91 to 975 code for a protein of 294 amino acids. Gene Ontology annotation, biological process: isoleucyl-tRNA aminoacylation.